Scophthalmus maximus (turbot) is the source of this 3980-nucleotide messenger RNA. It is a transcript of the gene xpot, whose product is annotated as exportin, tRNA (nuclear export receptor for tRNAs). Gene Ontology annotation, biological process: tRNA re-export from nucleus. Gene Ontology annotation, molecular function: tRNA binding; small GTPase binding. Bases 216 to 3131 code for a protein of 971 amino acids. The transcript has 24 exons. Gene Ontology annotation, cellular component: nuclear pore; cytoplasm; nuclear matrix. The record is from RefSeq and is a predicted model, not a curated record. Lineage: Eukaryota; Metazoa; Chordata; Actinopteri; Pleuronectiformes; Scophthalmidae.
GUGGUGACCCCUGACCCGGAUGUGCACCGGGCGGACACGCCGCACUGUGUCGCGUGAGCAGCCGCCGACGUGCAACCGGAUUCUGGAGACUUCGCCGCGAUGAGUUAACGGGGGAGGAACCGGUUGAUGAGUUGAAGUGUUCACUAAGAUGAGAGGAAUCUGCCCGACAACAGCAGCAGCAGCAGCAGAGAGCAGAGAGAGAAGCUAACCCUCGAAUGGCCUGCCAGUCUGUCGCUGCAGUCAUGGACGAGCAGGCCCUGAUGGGGCUCAACCCGAACGCCGACGCCCGCUACAGGCAGAGGGCGAUGGCGUACUUCGAACAGCUGAAGGAGUCUCACGAUGCCUGGGAGAUUUGUGCCGAGUCGCUCGCUAAAGGGAUUUACAACGACGACCACGUGAAAUUCUUCUGCUUCCAGGUUCUGGAGCAUCAGAUCAAGUUCAGACACGGCGGUCUGAGUGCCGCUCAGCAGCAGCUCAUCAGGGAGACGCUGAUGAAGUGGCUCCAGUGUCAGCUGAUGAGCGCUCAGCCCGAGAAGCCGUUCAUUAGGAACAAGGCGGCGCAGGUGUUCGCUCUCACCUUCAUCAUGGAGUAUCUGACCCUGUGGCCCAAGUUCUUCUUCGACGUCCUGACGCUGGUCGGCCUGAACCCGCACGGCGUCGACAUCUACCUGCGGACGCUGAUGGCCAUCGACGGGGAGGUGGUGGACCGAGACAUCCUGCACUCACCUGAGGAGACUCGCAGGAACACGCUGAUCAAAGACGCCAUGCGGGAGCAGUGCAUCCCGAGCCUGGUGGAGUCCUGGUUCCAGAUCCUGCAGACGUACCAGCGGUCGCAUCCGGAGCUCACCUGCCAGUGUCUGGAGGUGGUGGGCGCCUUUGUGUCCUGGAUCGACCUCAACCUCAUCGCCAACGACCGGUUUGUGAACGUGCUGCUGAGUCAGAUGUCGGUGGACGAGCUGCGGGAGGAGGCCUGCGACUGCCUGUUUGAGAUCAUCAACAAGGGAAUGGACCCGGUGGACAAAACCAAGCUGGUGGAGUCUCUGUGCCGAGUCCUGCAGUCGGCUGGGUUCUUCAACGUGGAGCAGGAGGACGACGUGGACUUCCUGGCCAAGUUCUCGCGGCUGGUGAACGGGAUGGGUCAGAGUCUGGUGCUGAGCUGGACCAAGCUCAUCAAGUCGGGCAACGUGAAGGAGGCGGCGGAGACGCUGCAGGCGGUGGAGGCCAAGGUGCCGCUGAUGCUGCAGCUGCUGGUGCAUGAGGACGACGACAUCUCGGCCAACAUCGUGGGCUUCUGCUACGAGUACCUGCACGUCCUCAAACAGCUUCCUCAACUGACGGAUCAGCAGAAAACAAACAUCGAGGCCGUGAUGCUUGCCAUCAUGAAGAAACUGACGUACGACGACGAGUACAACUUUGAGAACGAGGGCGAGGAUGAGGCAAUGUUCGUGGAGUACAGGAAGCAGCUGAAGAUGCUGCUCGACCGUCUGGCGCAGGUGUCUCCUGAGCUGCUGCUGGAGGCGGUCCGCCGCGUCUUCACCAACACCAUGCAGACCUGGCAGACGUCUGUGUUCAUGGAGGUGGAGGUGGCUAUCAGGCUGCUUUACAUGCUCGGCGAGGCCCUGCCCGCGUCGCACGGCGCCCACUUCUCAGGAGACAUGGCGAAGACUAACGCACUGCAGGACAUGAUGAGGACGCUGGUGUCGUGCGGCGUCAGCGGCUUCCAGCACAGCUCCGUGUCGCUGGAGUUCUUCGAAACCGUCGUCCGAUACGACAAGUUCUUCCUGGUGGAGCCGCAGCACAUUCCCAACGUCCUGAUGGCGUUUCUGGACCAGAGAGGACUGAGACACAACAGCCCGAAGGUCCGCAGCCGAGUGGCCUACCUCUUCUCCAGGUUCAUCAAGACUCUACAUAAACACAUGAACGCCUUCAUCGAGGACAUUCUGACUCGGAUCCAGGACCUGCUGGAGCUAGCUCCUCCUGACAACGGUUUUCUGGCGAUGCUGACGAGUGACGACCAGCUUUUCAUGUUCGAGACGGCCGGCGUGCUGAUCGUGAACGCAGAGUGUCCGGCAGAGAGGAAGCAGGCGCUGAUGCGGAGUCUGCUGGCGCCGCUGAUGGACGCCUUCCGCCUGCUGCUCGCCAAACUGCCCCGGGAGUCGGAGGAAGAGCGGCAGGCCGCGCUCGGCGACUGCCUGAGCCAUGCCAUCGGGUUCGUCAGUCGGACCAGCAAGGCGUUCAGCAACAAGCAGACGGUGAAGCAGUGCGGCUGCACCGAGGUUUACCGCGAGUGUCUGCAGACCUUCCUGCCAGCGCUGAGCUGCCCCGUCCAGCGGGGGGCGCUGCGGGGCUCGGUGCGCUCCUUCCUGCACCGCAUGAUCAUCUGCCUGGAGGAGGAGGUGCUGCCCUUCGUCCCUGCCGCCUCCGAGCACAUGCUGAAGGACUGCGAGGCCAAAGACCUGCAGGAGUUCAUCCCACUCAUCAGCCAGAUCACCGCCAAGUUCAAGCGGCAGGUGUCGCCCUUCCUGCAGCAGGUCUUCAUGCCGCUGGUCCUCGCCAUCUUUGAGGCGCUGGCGCGGCCGGCGGAGGACAACGACCAGGCGGCGGCGCUGGAGAAGCAGAUGCUGCGGCGUAGUUACUUCUGCUUCAUCCAGACGGUGACGGGCAGCGGCAUGAACGAGGUGAUGGCCAAUCAGGGAGCAGAGAACAUCGAGCGCGUGGUCUUCACCAUCGUCCAGGGAGCCGUGGACUUCCCCGACCCCAUCGCCCAGAAGACCUGCUUCAUCAUCCUGUCCAAGCUGGUGGAGCUGUGGGGAGGUAAAGACGGGAUGGUCGGCUUCCCCGACUUCAUCUACAAGAACAUCGUCCCUGCCUGUUUCCUGGCUCCGCUCAAGCCGACGUUCGACCUCUCCGACGCCCAGACCGUCCUGACGCUGUCAGAAUGUGCCGUUACUCUGAAGAUGAUUCAUCUCAAACGGGGUCCAGAGUUCAUCCAGUUCCUGCAGCAGGAGUAUCUGCCCUCGCUGCAGGUGUCGCCAGAGAUCUCGCAGGAGCUUUGUCAAGUUCUUCAGCAGCCGGACGUCAAAGUUCUGAAGAUCUACAUCAAGGCGUUCUUCCAGCGAGCGAAGCUGUAGGACACGAAAACCGGGAAGUUCACCGGGACUGGAAAGGACUCGUCACAGGAAGUGGGCCAGACUCGCCGCCUCACAACAAAACAAAACACACAUGGAACUUAGCAUAGGAGCUGCUUUUGCACUUACGAAAUAAAUGCAUAACGAAGCCCAGCCGGUCUAAGUCGGGAGCGUGGACAGAAGGUCCGAGAGACGAGCUGUCCAGCGUCCACGUGGCCCCCGAGACGCCGGCGGCCUCGAGUUCUACUCGAGUUCUGCGGAGGAACUUUGUGGAAACCGCGGCGUCGUGAGGGAAAAGAGCUUUUAGGCGUAAAAAACACAGAUCUGUGGAAGACGACGCUCCGCUCGGGAAGGAUUCAUGUCACCAUAACUUUAUUCUUUACUCUUUACCGUGGGAAACACACUUCAAAACACGCUAGAUAUUUUCUGAUGAAGUUUUACCGCCACAGAACGGGUGAACAAUAAGGGCUGAGUCUUAUACUGUCGUACUCUCGCUAUUUAAACUGUGGCAUUAUGUUUUUCUUGGUGUUGAGCGACGGACGGUUGGAAGUUUGAUUUGAAGUUUUGAAGUGAAACGUGUUUUCAGCCCUGACGCGACGCAGCUCCGCCUCCUGCUGCGUGUCUCCGCCUCCCGCUCACUUUAUUUUCCUCAAUUCCUAAAAAAUCAAUUGUCGGAAUUUAUCGACCGCUCUUUUCGUUUGUUGCUCGAUCAAUGUACUGAAGAUAAAAAACCACAUCCGCGUCAAGUUUACGACAAAUAUACGUUUUGGUUGUUUAUCAUUUCAGACGGAGGAACAAAGUGUAAAUAAGAGAAUACGAUGUUGAAACAUGUAAAUAAAGUUGCGAGGUUUA